Candidozyma haemuli is the source of this 2631-nucleotide messenger RNA. RefSeq names its product dynamin-related GTPase. The transcript has a single exon. Gene Ontology annotation, molecular function: microtubule binding; GTP binding; GTPase activity. NCBI's taxonomy places the organism in Eukaryota, Fungi, Ascomycota, Pichiomycetes, Serinales, Metschnikowiaceae. The coding region runs from base 1 to 2631 and encodes 876 amino acids. Gene Ontology annotation, cellular component: cytoplasm; membrane; microtubule. The record is from RefSeq and is a predicted model, not a curated record.
AUGUUCUUCCACAUCGUCAACAGAUCGUCCUUUAUACGCUCAGCACACACUCGCCAUCUAGGACUCGCAAAGCCUACUAAUGUCAUCUUCAGGCGCAACAUAGGCUUCAUCAAAGUCAUCGCCAGAGCCACCAAGAUCCCAGCUUAUAUUGGUGGUACCAUGGCCGCUGGCGGAACCUAUGUAGCUUACAAGGUUGAACAAGCUCAGCAAUAUACCACAGACAGAUUCACUGCAUUCAAAGAUUUCACCAGUGACCUUUUUGACAAGACUGGUGAUGCCCUAAAAGGCCUUGGUGGAGAUAAAUCAGGAGCCGGCUCGGGAGGUGAAGGAGGCGGCGGUGGUGCCAAUGGCUCAGAUGCAGCUGCUGUAGGUGCAACUGCGGCAGCUGUGGGUCUAUCAUCAGAUGAGGAAGAAACGGCUGCCGAAGAGGAGGAAGAGACGGAAGAGGAUGAAGAAACUCUUAUCGAUCAAGAUGAUGAUGAACCACUUGAUCUUGAGAAUGAUGAGACGACUGAUGACAUGCUUAAUUUGACGAGGCAAAUGAUAGAAAUAAGAAACAUUCUCACAGCCGUGGACCCACAAUCAGAAACUCUCAAGCUCCCUCUGAUUGUUGUUGUUGGAUCACAAUCCAGCGGUAAGUCUUCUGUGUUGGAGGCCAUUGUGGGCCAGGAAUUCUUGCCAAAGGGAAGUAACAUGGUUACCAGGCGUCCUAUUGAGCUCACCCUUGUCAACUCUCCAGACUCUGCCAGUGAGAUUGCAGAGUUCCCUGCCUUGAAAUUGUUUAAUUUAUCAGAUUUCACUCAGGUGCAGAAGACGUUAUUCGACUUGAACAUGGCUGUUCCAGCAAGCGAAUGCAUCUCAAAUGACCCCAUUCAAAUGACCAUUAGAUCUCCAAAGGUGCCGGAUCUCUCGUUAGUUGACUUACCGGGCUAUAUCCAAGUUGAAGCAGCCGACCAACCCUUGGAGCUCAAACAAAAGAUUCGGACUCUCUGUAACCGUUAUCUUGAGGCCCCUAAUAUCAUUCUUGCCAUUUCCGCUGCGGAUGUCGACUUGGCUAACUCAUCAGCAUUAAGAGCUGCUAAGGUAGCCGACCCGUUGGGCGAAAGAACGUUGGGUGUUAUCACCAAGCUUGACUUAGUCGAGCCAGAGAAAGCUCGUGCUAUUUUGCUUAACAGGAAGUAUCCAUUGAGAAUGGGUUAUGUUGGUGUGGUGACUCGUGCUCCAAAUAGUGGUAAGUCAGGCUCUGGUGGAUUAUUUGGCAGAAAGGCACUUACAGGAUUUCAAGCUUACGUUGCCCAGCAGAACUUCGAGUACCAAUUCUUGAAGGACAACAAAGAAGCAUUUAUCGGCACAGUGACUGGAUCAAGGAAUCUCAAGAAGAAACUCAUGAAAGUUCUCGAGAAGUCCAUGUCAGCCUCAUUAAGACCAACUCACCUUGCAAUUCAGCUGGAGUUGGAGGAAACUGCCUACCAGUUUAAGGUUGAGUUUAACGAUCGUUCCCUUACCCCUCAGAUGUAUCUCGCUAAUAAUAUCGAUCUUUUAAAGGUGGCCAUUAAAGAACUCAGUCAAAAGUUCUCAAGAAAUGAGUUGAAGGCUCUUCUUAAGAAUGAACUUGAUCAGAAAACAUUGGACCUUCUUGCCGAGAGAUAUUGGAAUAAGCCUUUUGAAUUGAGAGGAGGAGAUGGCUAUGCAUCUGCCGAGCCAGACUUGCGUGAACUCUCGCAACUUCUGACAGUAGAUGAAGAAAGCUAUUGGCACAAGAAGCUCGACCUUGCAAGCAGCUCGCUCACCAAACUUGGGGUUGGCAGGCUUUCCACAGCUAUGUUGACAAAUGCCAUAGUGACGGAGAUCAAUAAUCUCGUUGAUAAAACCCAGUUGGCUAAUCAUCCAAUGGCUAGAAAAGCUGUUGAGGAUGCGGCAAAGGCUGUACUUAAGUCAAAAUACUACUCGACAGCUGACCAAGUUGAGAACUGUAUUAAGCCAUACAAGUACGAAGUCGAAAUCGAAGACAGAGAGUGGAACUCCAGUAAGGAGUCUGCCGUUAGCCUUUUGAAGGAAGAACUCAGGCAAUGCGACAACGUCUAUUCAUCUCUCCGUAAGCUGGUGGGUGGACGUAAGUUGCAACAGAUCGUCACAUACUUGGAAAAGCUUAAUGGAGAGAAGCGCACGGAAAUCGACGACUCAAAUGAGACCCUCGGAUUCUCCAAGACUUUAAUUGAGAGAGGAAAGUAUGCAAUUUUCCUCAAAGAACGCAUGAAGCUCUUGAAGAUGAGAUACCUGUUUGUCAAGAACCUGAAGAAAUGCAAGCUGAAGGAUAAUAAAUACCAAUGUCCAGAGAUAUUCAUGGACGCCGUAUCUUCGAAGUUGACAUCAACUGCGAUCUUAUUCUUGAACGUGGAGCUUUUGAGUGAUUUCUAUUACAAUUUCCCAAGAAAGCUUGACGAGGAGUUCUUCGGCAACUUGUCCAGAGAACAGAUGGAGAGUUUCGCCAAAGAAGAUCCAAAGAUUAAGAAACACAUCGAACUCCAAGAAAGAAAAGAUCUCUUGGAGGAAGCCAUGCAAAAGAUCGAGAGCAUUUUAGCAUUUCAACGACAAAAGGUGGAAGACAGGCCUCAAGGCAAAUGGUGGUGA